Molecule: messenger RNA, 950 nt
Organism: Brassica oleracea var. oleracea
Lineage: Eukaryota; Viridiplantae; Streptophyta; Magnoliopsida; Brassicales; Brassicaceae
Product: cyclin-dependent kinase inhibitor 3
Exons: 3
Coding region: 102-725 (207 amino acids)
Biological process (GO): negative regulation of cyclin-dependent protein serine/threonine kinase activity
Cellular component (GO): nucleus
Molecular function (GO): cyclin-dependent protein serine/threonine kinase inhibitor activity
Source: RefSeq, a predicted model, not a curated record
UUUCUCGCCUCGCUUCCCUCCUCGAAGCUUUUUCCCUCUCAUUCUCUCUUUCCCGCUCUCGAGCUAAGCUUCCCCCUCUCGCCCGAAAUCAAGCUCCCAAAAUGGGCAAAUACAUGAAGAAAUCGAAGAUUACCAACAACGACACGGAACCCACCGAGCCGACUUCUCUGGGAGUUCGCACCAGGGCCGCUAAAACCCUAGCUUUGAAGCGGCUCAAUUCCUCCGCCUCUGAUUCCGCUUUAGCCGGAGACUCUUCUCGCUACCUUCAGCUCCGCAGCCGCCGCCUCGAGAAACCAAUGGCUUUAACCGAGCCGAAACAGCCGCCGAGAAUUAAGGAGUCUGGCUCGAAGGGUCGGGUUAGCUCCGGUUCGGGCUCGGUUCAUGUAGACGGAGAUGAUUGGUUCGGAAAGUCUGAUGCUUUUUGCGGAGAGAACAGUCCUGAUUCUGAAUCGAGACAAAGCACAAGGGAGAGCACGCCUUGUAACUUUGCUGAGGAUCUGGAGAUCAUUGUUACACCAGGGUCUAGCACAAAGUCGAUGCGUACAGCAACCAGAGAUUGCAUAAGGGACGGAGAUAGCUCUGUCCCAUCAACUAGUGAACUAGAGGAGUUCUUUGCCUAUGCAGAGCAGCAACAGCAGAGGCUGUUCAUGGACAAGUACAACUUCGACAUCGUGAAUGAUGUGCCCCUCGCUGGACGCUACGAGUGGGUACAAGUCAGUCCAUGAAGUGCAAAGGAAGCAAGCUCCAGUUACAUGGUGUGGAAGUAGAAUGUGGUGAAUUUAACAGACUAACCGAACAUCAAAAUCCUUUUAAAAAAGGAGUGUAAUCUUAAGUAAUAAUGCGGUUAGAAAACAAGUUGGUAAAAGUAGAUUAGAGACCUGAACCUCACACCAUUUGUACUAAUCUCUUUUGGUGAUUUUAGAUGCUUAGUGAAUUUGUUUGCUUCUCUC